Alexandromys fortis (reed vole) is the source of this 2784-nucleotide messenger RNA. It is a transcript of the gene Smad7, whose product is annotated as SMAD family member 7. Gene Ontology annotation, molecular function: I-SMAD binding; transcription regulator inhibitor activity. Gene Ontology annotation, cellular component: heteromeric SMAD protein complex. The transcript is spliced from 4 exons. Lineage: Eukaryota; Metazoa; Chordata; Mammalia; Rodentia; Cricetidae. The record is from RefSeq and is a predicted model, not a curated record. The coding region runs from base 2 to 1279 and encodes 425 amino acids. Gene Ontology annotation, biological process: transforming growth factor beta receptor signaling pathway; SMAD protein signal transduction; anatomical structure morphogenesis.
CAUGUUCAGGACCAAACGAUCUACGCUCGUCCGGCGUCUCUGGAGGAGCCGUGCGCCCGGCGGCGAGGACGAGGAGGAGGGCGUGGGGGGUGGCGGCGGCGGAGGCGAGCUGCGGGGAGAAGGGGCGACGGACGGCCGGGCUUAUGGGGCUGGUGGCGGCGCGGGCAGGGCUGGCUGCUGCCUGGGCAAGGCGGUCCGAGGUGCCAAAGGUCACCACCAUCCCCAUCCCCCAACGUCGGGUGCAGGGGCGGCCGGGGGCGCCGAGGCGGAUCUGAAGGCGCUCACGCACUCGGUGCUCAAGAAACUCAAGGAGCGGCAGUUGGAGCUGCUGCUCCAGGCCGUGGAGUCCCGCGGCGGUACGCGCACCGCGUGCCUCCUUCUGCCCGGCCGCCUGGACUGCAGGCUGGGCCCGGGGGCGCCCGCCAGCACGCAGCCCGCGCAGCCGCCCUCGACCUACUCGCUCCCCCUCCUGCUGUGCAAAGUGUUCAGGUGGCCGGAUCUCAGGCAUUCCUCGGAAGUCAAGAGGCUGUGUUGCUGUGAAUCUUACGGGAAGAUCAACCCCGAGCUGGUGUGCUGCAACCCCCAUCACCUUAGUCGACUCUGCGAACUAGAGUCCCCCCCUCCUCCUUACUCCAGAUACCCAAUGGAUUUUCUCAAACCAACUGCAGCCUGUCCAGAUGCUGUGCCUUCCUCCGCGGAAACCGGGGGAACGAAUUAUCUGGCCCCUGGGGGGCUUUCAGAUUCCCAACUUCUUCUGGAACCUGGGGAUCGGUCACACUGGUGCGUGGUGGCGUACUGGGAGGAGAAGACGCGAGUGGGGAGGCUCUACUGUGUCCAAGAGCCCUCCCUGGAUAUCUUCUAUGAUCUACCUCAGGGGAAUGGCUUUUGCCUCGGACAGCUCAAUUCGGAUAACAAGAGUCAGCUGGUGCAGAAAGUGCGGAGCAAGAUUGGCUGCGGCAUCCAGCUGACGAGGGAAGUGGAUGGCGUGUGGGUGUACAACCGUAGCAGCUACCCCAUCUUCAUCAAGUCCGCCACACUGGACAACCCGGACUCCAGAGCGCUGCUGGUGCACAAGGUGUUCCCUGGUUUCUCCAUCAAGGCUUUCGACUAUGAGAAAGCUUACAGCCUGCAGCGGCCCAACGACCACGAGUUCAUGCAGCAGCCAUGGACGGGCUUCACCGUGCAGAUUAGCUUUGUGAAGGGCUGGGGCCAGUGCUACACCCGCCAGUUCAUCAGCAGCUGCCCGUGCUGGCUGGAGGUCAUCUUCAACAGCCGGUAGUCGCGAGCGCGGGGAGAAGAGGACAGGAUGGAGCGUGAGCCGAGCAGGCCACCAUUCAAACUACUUGCUGCUAACCUUUCCCUCCCGAGUGCUUGCUUUUCAUGCAAACCCUUUGGUCAGUUUUGCUGUUAACCAUUGUUGGUUGUUUUGUUUUUUGUUUUUUUUUUUUUUCCUUCUCGUUCUUAUUUGUGUUUUGUUUGUCUUGUUCUUUGAGAAAUAGCUUAUGAUGAAUUUGUUUUUUGUUUUGGGUUUGUCUUUUUUUUUUUUUUUUUUUGAGGUGGUGGGUGUGGUUGACAGGAUACCCCAAUAUAAAAAUGGGAAGCAAAAGUCAGCACUGCCAAACAUGGUAUAUGAAAGUAGUGGGUACUGCCUUCCCUUCAGAGUGGACGUCCCCGAGCGUGUAGGGGCGUGCGUGAACAGCAGAUGGGGGAAAUGCUUUUUGUGUUCCUUAUGGAUGUCCCCAGCUGAGAGACCGCAGUUUCAAGCUGUGUGCCCUUUGGACAUGCUCAGUGGGGCAGAGUCAGUACCUGGGCAGACUGGCAGCAGGUGUCCCAGCAGCUGCCAAGCUUUGCCCCAGCCUGCCGAAGCCCCUGCCCUGCCUCCCCCCUUUUAGGACUCGGGCCUAUCCACAGGCUUCUGAGAAGCCAGCCUGCUAGGGGCUGAACCAAUCGUUUUCAUCCCUGUCUUACUGCCUCCUGUCACCCGCUGCCAUUGUCAUGUCUGUCUUUUUUGGCCAUCUGCUCCUGGAUCUCUCUCUUGAGAUGGGCUUCCCUAGGGCUGCAGGGACAGCCCGGACACAGUAUUGCUAACCCAGGACCCUCGGGGUGGGGGUGGGGGCCCUCAGCUGGUUCCCCCACUGUGGUUUUUCAUCAGGUUCCCCCAGGUGUGGAAAGUCAGCUCAGCACCUCAUCCCCCAGCCUGUGUGCUGAGCUCUGUAGACCAGCGAGGGGCAUCCCGGAGGGAACUGCUCAGUGGCCCCCCUUCCCACUGAGAAGGUGUGGCCCUGCCAUAACAGAAGGUACCAUCCUAGGCUGACUCCCAGCUCUUCUCUCAACUCAUACACUCGUAUGAUAACUUUGACACUGUUCUUAGCUCAAUGAGCACGUUUAGACUUCAACAUAAGCUAUUUUUCUAACUACAAAGGUUUAAGUGAACAAGAGAAGCAUUCUCAUUGGAAAUUUAGCAUUGUAGUGCUUUGAGAGAGAAAGGACUCCUUAAAAAAAAGCUGAGAUUUAUUAAAGAAAAUGUAUUUUAUGUUAUAUAUAAAUAUAUUAUUACUUGUAAAUAUAAAGACGUUUUAUAAGCAUCAUUAUUUAUGUAUUGUGCAAUGUGUAUAAACAAGGAAAAUAAAGAGAAGAUGCACUUUGCUUUAAUAUAAAUGCAAAUAACAUGCCAAAUUAAAAAAGAGAUAAACACAAGAUGGGUGUUUUUUCUAUGGGUGUCAUCACCCGGCUGAAUGUUUUUCUAAAGGAGUUUAUGUUCCAUUAAACAGUUUUUAAAAUGUA